AAACAAAAAAACCAUCAUUGGAUCUCAUCUCUACAUAUCUAACUACAUCUAAGAAAUUUUUUUUUUUUCUAAUAAGACAAAACAAGAUGAAUAUUCUUUCACAAAUGUUACCAUAGCCCAUAGGUGCUCUUGAAUUAUUAGUAUGACGUCAUAAAUGAUAGUGACACAUAAUCAUACUAUACCAAAGAUUAUAGGUUUUGGGGUCAACAUGAUUAUAUAAAUGAUGAUAUAUCCAAAAGAGAAAUUGAAAUGAUCCUUAUCAGUUGCCAAAAAUGACCAAUAAUCCUUUGUUCUUCCACAACACAGAUUUUUGGGAUCAAGAUUCAUCAUACACUGCCUCGUUUGGGUUCCAACCAAUGAAGAACAAUGAUUGUGUUGGUUUUGAUGAACCAUUUGAAGAUUCUUUAUCGUUUGACAUGGUUGACUUCUCAUCAUCAUCAUCAUCAGAAUCAAGAACCUUAAAGAAGGAGAAGAAACACGAAGAAGAAAAAGAGGAAGAUGGUAAAAGAAGAGGAAGAAGAAGUUACAUAGGAGUUCGAAAGAGGCCAUGGGGAAAAUUCGCAGCGGAAAUUCGAGACACAACAAGAAAUGGAAGAAGGGUUUGGCUUGGAACAUUCGAGAGUGCUGAAGAAGCUGCUUUGGCUUAUGAUCAAGCUGCAUACUCCAUGAGAGGCUACUCUGCUCUUCUCAACUUUUCUUUCCAAAGGGUCAAAGAUUCUUUGCAAGGAAUCAUCAUGGAUUCUGAUUCCAACAACAAACACAAACCCUUUUCUUCUUCUUCUUCUUCACCUGCACUUGCACUCAAAGAGAGGAACUCCCUCCAAAGAAAAUUGUCAUCAUGGUCCUCAAAGUCUAAAAACAAGAACAUCAAGAACAAAAGCAAGGAAUCAUCAUCAUCAUCAUCAUCUAAGGAAUCUUCAUCAACUACUACUACUACUACUAAUAAUAACAAUAAUAGUGGUGGUGUCAUGGUUUUAGAAGAUUUGGGAGUUGAAUAUCUUGAGUAUCUACUAAGCAUUUCAGAAUCUCAUCAUCAUCAAAACACAACAAGCCCUAGCUACUCCAUACUACCACAAAAAUGAAGUCUGUCUCAUUCGCCAGGUGUGGUCGGCUACAAUAUCCAAUCAUAUUUUAGUUUCUUUUGCUUUUUUUUUUUCCUUUUUUUUUUUUGACAAUUAGUAUCUUAUUUGAUCUACUAAAUUAGUAAAAAUCUUAGAAUAAUUCAAAAACAUUAUA
Arachis ipaensis is the source of this 1236-nucleotide messenger RNA. The record is from RefSeq and is a predicted model, not a curated record. Lineage: Eukaryota; Viridiplantae; Streptophyta; Magnoliopsida; Fabales; Fabaceae.